AACGCAGCUCAGAUUUGUGAAAGGGUGUGGUGUGAGAACCACAUUGUACAAUAUACAGGGCGAUUAGAUACACAGAUGGUGUAAUGCAGAUCCUCAGCUUUAAGAGCUUGGACCGGAUGUAAAUUCAACCUUGACUCUCUGCCAAAACAACAAAACGAAGAUCAUUUAAAAAAGAUUUAGAUAUUCCCAGUGAUGCAGUGAAUGACAACUAGAGCACAGGUACCUUUCAUAAUGCAAAGCUCAUUCGAAAUUUAACCAGUGAGAAAAAAACAUGAAGUGGAUAGCACACAUCGAAGGGGGCCCGAAACGAGUAAAUCAUGCGGCGGUUACAGUCGAUCACAAAAUCUACACGUUUGGAGGUUAUUGCACUGGUGAAAGUUCCAACGAGUACACCUCGAUCGACGUGCACAUUUUAAAUACUACAACAUUCCGGUGGACCAAACAUCCAGUGAGCGACUUGCCCUACUUUGAAAAUGACGACAUUGUUCCUUAUAAAAGGUACGGGCAUACCGCGGUCGUGUAUCAGGAUAAAAUUUAUAUCUGGGGUGGCCGCAAUGAUCACGAAUCUUGUGGGGAGCUGUUCUGUUUGGACACGAGGUAUCACUGCUGGACGGCUCCAGAAACGACGGGGGCCAUACCACCGGCACGUGACGGGCAUACAGCGUGUGUGUGGAGACAUUACAUGUACAUUUUUGGCGGAUUUGAAGAGGAAUCCGAUACAUUUGCGCGAUCGGUUCACAUACUCAAUUUGCAUACGAUGUGUUGGAAAUACGUUCAUAGUACAGGUCUGGAACCCGCAGUGAGAGACUUCCACUCCGCAGCCUGCAUAAACGAUCGAAUGUACAUAUUUGGAGGUCGAGGAACAGAAUUGCAUCACAGCUUGCACUUGCGCGAAAAGGAGGUGUACUGCAAUGAAUUGUGGUACCUGGAUCUUCAGACACAUACCUGGUGUAAGCCACAUACCACAGGCACUCAACCUAUAGGCCGACGUAGCCACUCAGCUUUUGUAUAUAACGGCAAAAUGUAUAUCUUCGGCGGCUAUAACGCACUGAAACUGCAACAUUACAAUGAUCUAUUCGAAUACGAUCCCAUCACUUCCGAAUGGACAUUAAUUAAACCGCAAGGUAACGGCCCGUGCAGCAGACGAAGACAAGCAUGCAUUGUCGUCAGCGACAGGGUGUUUCUUUUCGGCGGGACAAGCCCAAAACCGACACCACGGACGCAUGCACGGUUGCAUACUGUCGAAGAGAAACUAACGGAUCACAGUGACAUGUACAUUCUAGAUUUCAAACCGAGUUUGAAAACGUUGUGUAUUUCGGCGGUGCACGACUAUAAAUUAGAUUUUUCCAUUUUACCGCUGAGUCUUAAGACUGAAGUUGAAAAUAUGUUGGUACCUAAUAAGAUUGUUAUUAAUCGACCGAAUAAUUCUACAGGAUGAUGCAAGAAGGGGAGUUCGAAGUUGAUUCUAUGCUUUUGCUUCAUUUUAAAGGGUACUUCAGCAAAAUGUUCAAUUUGCAUACAGUGUGUUCAAAUUUUGUUUUGCAAAUGGUACUUGGAAUUAUUGUUUAAGUACUGAAAGAUUGUAUCCUUAUUAUUAUUAUAUAAUUAAAAUAUGUAUCUUGUAAUGUUAAUUCUAAGUGAAUUAUACCAUAUUCAAUUAGGAGA
Molecule: messenger RNA, 1665 nt
Organism: Photinus pyralis (common eastern firefly)
Lineage: Eukaryota; Metazoa; Arthropoda; Insecta; Coleoptera; Lampyridae
Product: kelch domain-containing protein 3-like
Exons: 6
Coding region: 272-1438 (388 amino acids)
Cellular component (GO): cytoplasm
Molecular function (GO): chromatin binding; protein binding
Source: RefSeq, a predicted model, not a curated record